This is a messenger RNA of Panthera uncia (snow leopard), 544 nucleotides long. RefSeq names its product small nuclear ribonucleoprotein F-like. Gene Ontology annotation, molecular function: RNA binding. Gene Ontology annotation, biological process: mRNA splicing, via spliceosome. The transcript has a single exon. The record is from RefSeq and is a predicted model, not a curated record. NCBI's taxonomy places the organism in Eukaryota, Metazoa, Chordata, Mammalia, Carnivora, Felidae. Gene Ontology annotation, cellular component: catalytic step 2 spliceosome; U1 snRNP. The coding region runs from base 250 to 441 and encodes 63 amino acids.
CCUAUGUUGCAGCCACAAUCUCCCUUGUAAUGGUACUACGUACGAAAGGGGCCUUUGAAAAGUACUAGGGUGUAUAUGAGGUCAUGAGGGUGGAGCCCCCAUAAUACAAGUAUGAUCUUUUUUUUUUUUUUUAAGAAUUUAUUUAUUGAAGCUCCGUGAUUCGCACCCAACCAUAGCUACUCCAGUCAUGAGGGACAGACAACAGCUGGAUUGGCGGCGAGUAGCCCACAGCAUUUGCUUAUAGUAGCGAUGAGUUUGCCCCUCGACCGCAAACAUUUCCUGAAUGGAUUAACAGGAAGGCCGGUAAUGGUGAAACUUAAGGGGGAAUGGAGUACAAAGGCUACCUUGGUAUCUGUAGAUGGCUAUAUCAACAUGCAGCUUGCAAACACAGAAGAACACAUAGAUGGAGUAUUGUCUGGACAUUUGGGUGAAGUUUUUUAAGUCCUUUAUAUCAGGGGUGUUGAAGAAGAGGAAGAAGAUGGGGAAAUGAGAGAAUAGCAUCUUUUGUGGGGAAUUUUUUAUAUGUCUAUUUCUAGACAACAAA